AAACAGCUUUUAUUUCGAAACUAUGACAACUACUUUUUUUUAUGAGGAUGGACAGGAGAAUGUUUACAACGAUCUAGGGAUAAAAGUUUUUGACCCUGUGGAGAAUGUUCUAACGCAAAUCACAGACCCUAACGUUGUCCUGGAAACUAUAAGCCACACAGAGCUCAUAUUUAGAAGCUCGCAAAUCUAUUGAGGAAAGAAAUGUUAAGAAAAGCAAUGAUGUAGAGCCAAAAGCCGCCACGAAACCAAAAUUGAAGCAGAAAAGCGUUGAAGAAAGAGGAAGA
Messenger RNA from Gilbertella persicaria, 284 nucleotides. RefSeq lists its product as uncharacterized. Bases 23 to 193 code for a protein of 56 amino acids. The transcript has 2 exons. Lineage: Eukaryota; Fungi; Mucoromycota; Mucoromycetes; Mucorales; Choanephoraceae. The record is from RefSeq and is a predicted model, not a curated record.